UCUCUAUAAACCACCGGAAAGCAUAAAAUAAAAAUUCUAAGUGUAAUCAAUGGAGUAAAUAAAUAUUGGUUUAGAAGGGAAUUUAUUCGCUAAUUUUCCAUGUUACCAGUGUAUGUACUCGGCUUUGACAUAAUACCGUGGAUUUUCAAUAUUUCCGUCUUUCAGAAAUAUGUUGAUUACAUAUCGAUCGGGACUUUUAAUCGAUCUAGUAGACUUCAAUAUUCUGUAAAUCGGUGGAACAGGUUUUAUUAAAGACAAUCGAUGAAUGAAACUGAAAAUGACUUAAAAACAUGUAUACAAAUACGAUCUAAAGAAUGUUUUCAAAAUGAUUACAUAAGAACUCGGCGGAUAUUAUAUUCAAUGCACAUCGAGUGACAACAUCAUGCAUGACACGAGCGUUAGCGAUCGGCGCGGUACUCCUUCACGCACCACCACCCCCGGGCGACCCCGUUCACAGCGGGAGCUGUAUCACCCUGCGGUCCAAGAUCUCAGCGAGCAGGCGGCAAGAAACGGUGCUCAGGCGCCACCGGACGAGGGCAUCCUCAGCGUCGUGAGCUCAUGUACACCACGCGGCGCGCGCACAGGGGACGGCAGCUACUCGGAGAAGUUCCAGACGCCGACGCCGCUCCUGAGCCAGUACUGCCCGGAAGAGGCGAUCCGGGCGUCCCCGACCGCCACAAUGUGCUUCAACAGUCACCACACUGAGUACCUCGAGGAUCUCCACCGACAGCGCGUCCUCGUUUCAGCUCACCAACGCCGGAAAUUACACUCGCGCAUCCGGCGCUCCAAAUCAACGCCGGCCGGUGGUGGCAGACGUUUCAAUGGUAGCGUACCGGAUAUGAUGUCAGAUAAGUUCCGGAACUCCGUCAAUUCCUCCGACGAUGACUCGGACAAGCUCGAGUUUGUCAUCACAAACCGACCCAACCUGGACGAGAAGAAUUUCAAAGAACGCAUCAACUAUCGGCUGACCAACCGGACAAAGCCUAAAACCGCGCACGCUGUUCUCAUGCCAAACGGCGCGCCUCUCUCGAUGGUAAACGGCUACACACAAACGCUCAUUCAAAACUACCCACAGUACACACAGAAAUACUGCAGCUGGCUCACCAGUGGCUUUAAGGUCCAGAGCGUCCGGUCCAGCAAUCGCGCGCCGACGGUAUACAGCCACGCGCGGCCGCCCCCGCCACUCCUCCAGUACAUCAACCGGCCGCGGACGGUGGCGGGAACCAGUCGCUUUGGCCCGAAGAAAGCACGUUCCGUGAGCAGCAUGGGCGUGGUCGGGACUCAAAAAACUCACACGCAGAAACUGGAGUUUCCCGGGGGUCAGAGAGUGAUCAUUCGCACGGGAGGGUUUAUCGGGACAAAGAAGUAUAUCACGUAAUGACGUAAUACAACCUUUGAAAACUAGAUUAUAUUGGAAAUACAAUGGUCGCAAAUGGCGACGGUGAUUUAGCCUCGGGUCGGAUACAGUGAUUAAAGACAGAUUUAUGUGGUAAUUACUUGGUCCGCCUAUAUCACAGGCUGGGUAUAUGGUAACGAAAACAUAGACAUUGUUAACGAUUUUAUUUAUCUGGGUGUAACCCUUAAUUCUACAGGGAACUUUAAUCUCAAUACUAAUACUUUGCGUGGUAAGGGCUUAAAAGCACUCAACGUAUUGUUAUCCAACCUGAAAACUUAUAAUUGUAAACCAAAGGUAGCUUUGCAGUUAUUUGAUGCUUUUGUAUCUUCAAUUAUCACAUACUCGUGCGAAAUAUGGGGUUUCUCAAAGUGUAGCGAGUUGGAAAAAUUGCAUCUUAAUUAAAUUCUGCAAAGCCGUUCUUGGUGUCAGAAAAUCAACAUCAUUUGUAGCCGUUUACGGUGAACUUGGUAGACACCCGUUGUAUAUUAACAGAUAUGUACGUAUCGUAAAAUAUUGGUUUAAAAUAACUAGAAGCGAAAACAUUAUAUUACGAUAUAUAUUUGAAGAUGGUCUAAUUGCCGUAAAUGAUAAUACAUUGAACUGGUUUGGGAAGGUAAGGGACUUUCUAUCUAAGUACGGAUUUAAUUAUGUUUGGUCUAAUAACUCACAAAUCAACGAGGUUAAUUUUUUGUCUUUGUUUAAACAAAGAGUUAUCGAUGAAUACUUACAAGAGUAGAAUCGAGAUAUUAAUGAUAAUAGGGUACUAAUUGUAUACAAAGCAAUUAAAACAACAUUUUCGUUUGAACCAUAUUAAGAGACGAUUGUUUCAAGAAAUUUAAGAACAGCGAUUACGAAAAUACCAAUCUGUGCUCAUAACCUGAGAAUACAGACUGGAAGGUAUGAUAGAUUAGAACGAGACUUACGACUCUGCCAAGUAUGUGACAGUAAUGAAAUAGAAGAUGAAUACCACUUUUUGUUGAAAUGUUCUAAAUUUGCCCAAAUUAGAGAAAACUACACUAAAACCAAUUAUAGAGUCAGACCUAGUAUGUUCAAACUCACAAUAUUAUUAACUACAGAAAAUAAAAAUGAAAUGCUAAAGUUAGGAAAAUUCAUUUCAGAAGCACUCAACAUUCGCAAUUGUUAUACCAAAAAUAAUGUAUAAUUUAUACAAUGUAUUGGUUGUAUAGUUUAAAAUGUAUAUUGAAUACAAUAUGACAUUAUGUGAUAUGCUAUAUUUGAACAUGUAUUGUUUUUAGUAUAUGAUGAUAUAGAUGUUGCAUUCAUAUUAAUUAUAUGUAAUAUCCGGUACUGUUUCGAUACCUGAUUUUGUGAGUGUAAUUCGAAUGUAUAAUGUGUGCUACUUCGAAAGUAUAAUUAUUGUUAUAUUUCGAAAUUAAAAUUAUUUUUAUAUUUUACUGAUUAUAGACUAUGCCGAUGUGUUAUGAUACAAGUUCAACUAUAAUUGUGCCGUUGUUACUUAAAUUGUAUGUGGUUUGGAUGUGCACUGUUAUAUUCUAUGCUCCUUCAAAUUACAAUUAAUGUUUAACUUAAUGAUUACAAAAGUAGUAAAAAGCAUUCAUAUGUAGCAAUAUACACUGUUAACAUGUGAUUUAAAACGAGUUUUGUUCAAGUAUCUGUAAAGUUCACCCAUAACUAUUAUAUAACAUUUCUGCUAAAUCCACUUACUAUAUUCAUGUAUUUUGUAUUAUUGUUUUUGUUUAACACUAGAAACUGUAAAGUUUAUGUGUAAUAAAAUUAUGUUCUGUUCUGUU
Dreissena polymorpha is the source of this 3168-nucleotide messenger RNA. RefSeq lists its product as uncharacterized. Lineage: Eukaryota; Metazoa; Mollusca; Bivalvia; Myida; Dreissenidae. The coding region runs from base 383 to 1378 and encodes 331 amino acids. The record is from RefSeq and is a predicted model, not a curated record. The transcript has 5 exons.